This is a messenger RNA of Erinaceus europaeus (western European hedgehog), 2659 nucleotides long. RefSeq names its product telomere repeat binding bouquet formation protein 1 (gene TERB1). Gene Ontology annotation, biological process: meiotic attachment of telomere to nuclear envelope; homologous chromosome pairing at meiosis. The transcript is spliced from 19 exons. The record is from RefSeq and is a predicted model, not a curated record. NCBI's taxonomy places the organism in Eukaryota, Metazoa, Chordata, Mammalia, Eulipotyphla, Erinaceidae. Bases 308 to 2485 code for a protein of 725 amino acids.
GAUACGCAGGGCCAGAGAGCUGGAAGGGACGCUACUGGAGGCUGAAGGGUUUGAACCCCGCUCCCUACCGCUUUGGUUCCUGCAGUAGACCCUCUUGGAACUGUCCCACGGCCUCCUGUGGCAGGCGCCCCGACCCAGAGAGAAGAAGGAGGGAGGAACAAAGACAGAAAGGAUUGAGAUCCCAGAACUGUUCCUCCACCUAUAGAGCUCCCCCUGCUACCACCUAACAUUGCUUCCAUUUGGUUCAAACAUGGGUUCAAACCUCAUCACAUACGAUUGAAUAUAAGGAAAAAUAAUACACACAACUAUGGAAAGUGAGGACAAAAAGAAAACACAAGAAAUGAAGACUGACCUGAAUUUAUUAUUGGAGUGUCUAAAAUAUCAAAUGGACAACCCUUUGUCACAAAAGGAAGCAUUGAUCACUAUUCAUUCAGUUUGUCAACAAAACAAUAAUGCUGGUGUUUAUUUUCGGGAAAUUGGUGGCUUGAUGUUUGUGAAAAAUCUUGCAAAGUCAAGUGCACAUAGCAUGGUUAAAGAAGCUGCCUUAUAUACAUUAGGAGCUGUUGCAGAACAAAAUGUUUACUGUCAGCAGACUUUGUGUACUUCAGAAUUGUUUGAAGACUUAAUUGGAUACUUAUCUGAUAAUAAUUCAAACACAAACUUGAAAAGAAUGUCUAUCUAUGUUAUUUUGGGUCUAGUAUCAAAUAAUAGGACUGGACAAAUGCUUGUGAAAAAGACAGGUUGUAUUACAGUUCUGUCACAGUUAUUCAAGACAGUUCUUCCAGAAUAUGAGUUAAAUUUUUCAGAUAAAGAUGUUUUCCAGAAUUAUCAGCUGUGGUCUUCAGUGUGUAGUACUCUCUGUGUCUGUGUCAACAACCCUCAAAAUGAUGAGAAUCAAGUGUUUUGCAGUUCACUUUUUCCACAUGCUAAUGACUGGCUAGUAAAUUGUAUCAAGCCUGAGAUAGUUCGGCCUAUUUGCUCGUUUAUUGGACUUACUCUUGCAAAUAACACAUAUGUUCAGAAAUACUUUGUGUCUGUGGGCGGACUGGAUGUACUUUCUCAAGUUCUUGUGCAACUAGAAUCUGAUUCACACAAGACCCUUUCCAGUGCUAAGCUUGCAGUGGUGGUGGCAAAAACAGUGGAUGCAUGCAUUGCCAAUAAUCCUACUUUUGGGGUCAUAUUAUCCAAGUACUCCAUUGUUUCCAAACUUCUGACAUUACUGCUUUAUGACAGUCUGGAUUCAGGAGAAAAAUUUAGCAUCAUACUUACUCUUGGUCAUUGCACAGAAGAUUGUGAAGAAAAUCAGUAUGAUCUUUUUAAAAGCAAUGGGCUUCCACUCAUGAUACAAAUCUUAACUGAUUCUCAGAAUGAGGAACUAAGCAAAGCUGCCACUUUUGUGCUUUACAACUGCAAUAAAAUUGCUGAGAAAUUAUCUCAAAAUCUAGGAGAUUAUUCUCUUGAUGAAAAUGAAGCACAACAAUUAGAGGCCAUAAAUUUUAAAGAAAAGAAUCUUGAAGGGUACUGGAAGAAAGCAAAGGAAAUUCUGCACAGAAUAGAACAACUUGAAAGAGAAGAAAAUGAGGAAAGCAUGCAAGAAAAAUAUAAGAAUAAUGUUUCAUCUGUGAAUAUUGAUACUCAAGAAACAUUGAAACACCUCUGUGCAAAUAGUUUUUGUGGAGGCCCUAAAACAGAAGAUAAAGGAAAAGAACAGCCUAAAAACCUUCAGAAUUUUAAGUUCCGUGAACUAAUGUCUAAAACUUGCACAAGUGACCAAAUGAAGAUCCUGUUAAAGAAUGCAAAUCCAGUUAAUGCUUGCUGUCGAGAGAGUGAGAAAAAUAAGGUUUUAUAUAAAACCAAUUCAAACUGCAAUCUAAACUUACAUGAGCAAACAACUCUUGAAAAAAAGAAGUUUGUUUCUUCAUCAAGUGACUAUGUUUUUAAACAACCAGCUCCUGCUGUCAAAAACAAAAAACAGUUACCAGAAACAGAUCCAUUUACAUUAUGUUCAGAUAUAAUAAAUAAAGAAGUCAUCACUUUUAUAGCAACUGACAAUUCCAAACUGUUGAAGUAUAGGUGCUCAGGUUGCAUAGCAGUAGGAAAAUCCCUGAAUAGCCGAAAUUUUAGCAAGCUCUUGCAUUCUUGCUCCUACCAAUGUGAUCGUCACAAAGUCAUUAUGGAAACUGAAGACAGAUAUAAAAGUGAACUAAGGAAAUCACUUAUCUGUAACAAAAAAGUCCUACUGACCCCUCGUAGAAGGAAACGACUCAAUACUGAAUCUGCAGCCUCUGGAGAAAUAAAAAAAAGAAGAGUUCGUAAAAACUAUACUGAAGAAGAAGUAAAUUACCUUUUCAGUGGAGUUAAGAAAAUGGGAAAUCAUUGGAAUUCAAUUUUAUGGUCUUUCCCCUUUCAGCAAGGACGGAAGGCUGUGGACCUAGCUCACAAAUACCACAAGCUGAUCAAAUGCCCUGAGUAUGUGGCUUCUUGAUUAGAAUAUGUGAACACUUUUAGUUGGGACUCUUAUAAUACAGUGCCUUGAAGACACAAAAUUUUAAAUAUUUUUCUAAACUUUCAAAAGAUAGGGAAUGUGAGGUGGAGAUACUGUAUUUUCCCUUUUAAUAUUUUUUUCCAUAUUAGGGGGAUUAAUGGCUUGCAACUGACA